AUGAAGCCAUCUACGCUCAUUUUUACCUCUCAACUCCUGGGUAGCGCGAGUGCUUUUCUUGCUUACAGGGAGUCAACAGUCGAACGAUGGGUUGAAAAAGGUGGUUCCGAGGCUUGUGGCAAGGUGAUGUUGACAGACAUCAACUGUGAUGCUAGCCUUGACGGCGCAGGAAGCACUGGCUGGGAAGGCUCGAUUGAGGGGGACGACGAUUUCACCAUCACCGAUAGCAUCUGCGCCAAAAAUUGCGGCAACUCCCUCCAGGAAUGGGCCAACGCCUUUGCCAAAUACUGCGAACCGGAACACAUGCGUGUGCCCAACAUGGUGGAGGGUCGAAGACAGAUUUGCGACAAGGAUGCCAAGACAGGAAAAUACUGCAACACUAUCAUCGAUUCAUUCCCCUUUGUGAGCGAUGACGAAGAACUUCCUGCCAAGUACCUCUGCGAGCCUUGUUAUGUCCGACGUCUCUGGGGAUUCGAUCUCAGCACUUACAGUCCUGCCAACAGUUGGAUCAUAACCCAGCGUGAGCGCAUGGACAAGCUAUGUCCCAAGUCAGUGCUAGUUGAGAAAAAGGUGACAAGUAUUCUAAAAGACCCAGCUACCACAGCGCAGCCUUGGUUGGAUUCCUCGCAAACCCCAGCCAAUGUCAACAGUGAAGCCGAGACCACUUCAACUCCAGAGAGUACCGAAACCGCAUCAUCAACAAUCACUACAGUACCUUCAACCAUUGCAAUGCCUUCUGUCACUGAACCGUCGGAGAGUAACGCAGCUGAGAGGAUUGGACAUGGCCAUUGGUCGCUUUUACUUAUUUUAGGCAUUAAUGUCUUUUAUCUAUGA
Molecule: messenger RNA, 834 nt
Organism: Fusarium venenatum
Lineage: Eukaryota; Fungi; Ascomycota; Sordariomycetes; Hypocreales; Nectriaceae
Source: RefSeq, a predicted model, not a curated record